This is a messenger RNA of Triticum aestivum (bread wheat), 2985 nucleotides long. RefSeq lists its product as uncharacterized. The record is from RefSeq and is a predicted model, not a curated record. The transcript is spliced from 10 exons. The coding region runs from base 1 to 2985 and encodes 994 amino acids. NCBI's taxonomy places the organism in Eukaryota, Viridiplantae, Streptophyta, Magnoliopsida, Poales, Poaceae.
AUGGAGGGGACAAAUGUUGACGACUCUAACAAAGGGGUUAUACAUGUAGCCGACGAUGUUCACAAGAUUUACCCAAGUAGUCCAGGAGUCCAUAUUACUCCCUCGGCAUGGAUGAUACUUGAACAGACCGAUUGUGAAAGGACAUAUAUUCAUCAACCUUCCCAUCUGAUUACGGAGAGCCACCCAAUCUCAUUCCUAUAUACUGUAGAUUCAUUGCCGGCUCUCAGUAAUCUGACAAAAGAACUAGCUAGCAUGCAACGUGAUAAAGAGGAAAAGAGGCCGCAGAAUGUUCCACACCAUCCUCUCAGUGAUAUCACUAAUGCUUAUCAACCAUCCUCUAUGGACCUUGACGAAAAAAGAGAGUUCAUAAAAUCUCGGAGGCGAGCUGCUUAUCGAAAGAAAAAAGAGGAGGCUACCGUCAAGCAACAAGAUGAAAAUCUGUCUGCCCUUACGAUAUCAGAUGUGCAAAAUGUUACCCUGUCCCCUCUCGGUGAUAUCACUGAUGGGUGUCAACCUACCUCGGUGGACCUUGACGAGAAAAAAGAGCAAAUAAAUGCUCGGAGGCGAGCUGCUUAUCGAAAGAAGAAAGAGGAGGCUACCGUCAAGCAACAAGAUGGAAAUUUGUCUUCCCUUACGAUAUCAGAUAUGCAAAAUGUACCCCUGUUACCUCUCGGUGACAUCACUAAUGGGUGUCAACCAACCUCGGUGGACCUUGACGAGAAAAAAGAGCAAAUAAAGGCUCGGAGGCGAGCUGCUUAUCGAAAGAAAAAAGAGGAGGCAGCCAGCAAGCAACAAGAUGAAAAUCUAGCUGCCCUUACGAAAUCAGAUAUCCAAAAUGUUCCCCUGUUACCUCUCGGUGACAUCACUAAUGGGUGUCAACCAACCUCGGUGGACCUUGACGAGAAAAAAGAGCAAAUAAAGGCUCGGAGGCGAGCUGCUUAUCGAAAGAAAAAAGAGGAUGCAGCCAGAAAGCAACAAGAUGAAAAUCAGCCUGCCCCGUUGCCUCCUUCAACUGCAUCUGGUGUCAUUCAUGAUAAAAAACAAGCUAGGCGUCAAAAUGAUAAAGAAUGCAAGCGUAACUUAAGGUUAAGGGACGGGCAAAGGGAGCAGGAAAAUGCGCAGAGGCGAGCAGAUUAUCGGAAGAAUGUGGAUAACGGAACGAUCGAUCUUCAACAAAAAAAUCAAAAUCAAAGAGAAUGGCGCAUGCAACACCGAGAAAGCAUGACUUUUGAUGAGAAGGGCGAGUCGAGUGCUCAGAGAAAGGCAAAGUAUGCUACAAAGAAAAACACUUUGUGUGCUGAAUCGAUCGCAAUGCCGCGUCCAGAUCUAACUAGCACAAUGUCUGACUCUCACGCAACACCUGACUUUCGGUCCACAUCUGUGUGUCUAGAUGGGGGCCCUGCAAUGAGUAUGUCGACGUACCCUGUCGGUACCGAUGGCAUUAUGCGCGAGGAUCAUGCUCCUACCGUCAAGGCGGCCCCCACAUACAUUCGCAACAUCGAAACCGAUGGUGCCUAUCUAAGCAGAACCUUAGGUGGUGCUGUAGAUGGCAACCUCAGCAAAAUCAAUGAGCACCUAACAAGUGCCGACCAGCAAACCAAUGAUCCGCUAACAAUAGCAGAUAAUGGAGCUGACCAGCAGAGGCAUGCGUCCAGAGCUCAGCCUAGGACGAGAGAGCGAUCUUGCAAGGGAAGUAUGGCGGCGAAGAAGCGUCAGGAGAAAAUUGGCAAGCGGAAAUCAUGUACGAAGGUGCCACGUGGUGAGAGGAACGCCCUGCUAGAUCGUCGUAAUGAAAGCUUUGCAGGUAGGGUGAAGACCCCGACUGUCAGGUCCAUCUCCAUACCGGAAAUGAGCUCAACUGGACAACCUACCAUAGUUGAAGCACACGGUGCCUCAACCUCAUCUAGCACGCCGGAGUACACUAUCAGAAGUGAAGACGACAUGGACGCUUACCUUAGUCAUCUCAUGACUGAUAAUGUCAACCCUGACAACCUCUUUGACGAUGAGUAUUACCUGUUUGCUGGUGAAGGCUCAGAUGCUGAUGACAUGGAGCACGACGAAUUGGAAGACUCAAGUCACAAUACCUAUGUCGACCAUGAUCCACUGGACUAUGUCUACUCAAACCUCCCAGACCACACACACAUCCUGAAGCACGCCGCGAACUGCGAUCACUGCAAGGCCAAGAAGUUUGUGUCCAAGGCCCCGGGAUUCUGCUGUCGCAGUGGGCAGAUCGAGCUGAAGCAACCGGAGCCCAUCUCGGAGCUAAUGAGGCUUUGGUCUAGCAUGGAUGCGGACUCAAGGCAUUUUCGGGAGAACAUACGGUUCUUCAACGGCCACUUCUCCUUCACAACCCUCGGCGUCAGCCUCGAUGAAAGCUACACAAACAUGAAGUCUGGGGUGUACACGUUUCGGGCGCACGGCACCAUCUACCACAACGUUCAUUCCUUCGGGCCAACAUCCCGUCCAGAGCAUCUACAGUUGUACUUCUACGACGACGACCCAGGCCUAACCCAUCGCAAGGCUGCCACCGAGCAAUUAGACCAGGAUGUCGUCAGAAAGUUAGUGGACAUACUCAGGGAAAACCCGUACUCCCAGCAGUUCAGGAGUUUGGGUGCGCACAGGGACAACCUCGACGAUUACAGGAUAGACCUCAACACUGACCAGAGACUAGACCAACGGAAGUAUAAUAGACCUCUGUCAUCUGAGGUCGCUGCAAUUUGGGUGGAGGGCACUGACCUAGCGAAGAGGUUCGAUCGUAGGAUUACACUUUGCGGGAAUGACAACCAGAGGCACAGUAUACAUGUGACGGCUGGCUCGUAUGACCCGCUCUCUUACCCACUCUUCUACCCAAGGGGGGAGCUCGGUUGGCACCCGAAACUACCUAAACGUGACGUCCCUUGGCCGGUUGUGCAACAACCAAGAGGUAGACGUGAUGAUGAUGAUGAUGAGGAUGCAAGCAAGCCUUAUGUGUAUUCUGUCGUUUAG